AUGGCCAAGGAUUGUGAGGCCAAUGAUACUGCCACCAGACUCACCAAUGUCAAGAGGAAAGUAGCUGAGUUGGAAUAUGUCUCAACCUCUGAGGUUGAGGGUGAUGGCAUUGAUGAUAACUGCAGCAAUCUAGACAAUGCCAUCUGUGUUUUGGGGUGCAAGAAUGCUGUGGCCAAGUCAUGUGUCAUAGUUACAAAGGGCAUGCCAAAGAAGAUCAAGAUACAAGCUUGUGACUCUAUGUCCAGCUUAUUGGCCACAUCUACUAGCAAGAGAUCUAUCAGAGUGAGCAAUUCAUUGAGUCAAGUGCAGACUGUCCCUGCACAAGUGCAUUUCAACAAUUUGGAUCUCCCCUCAGAUCUGCAUAAAGAUCAGAAGUGGAAGAGGGAAGUUAUCCCAAUGCUAAUCCUAUGGGCCAGAAACCAAGAGGAUGCAUUCAACAUCACCAAGCAAGACAUUUGCAGGGCUCUACAGGAGAUUAUGCCAGUCAUAUACCCCAUACUCAAGAACAUAGCAAGUAGCAUUCUUCCCAGCUCACCCAUGGUUUCCAUCCCAAGUCCAUUUCAUUCUGACUUCAUCUGUAGCUGA
This is a messenger RNA of Pisolithus orientalis, 585 nucleotides long. RefSeq lists its product as uncharacterized. NCBI's taxonomy places the organism in Eukaryota, Fungi, Basidiomycota, Agaricomycetes, Boletales, Pisolithaceae. The coding region runs from base 1 to 585 and encodes 194 amino acids. The transcript has 2 exons. The record is from RefSeq and is a predicted model, not a curated record.